Maniola jurtina (meadow brown) is the source of this 2569-nucleotide messenger RNA. RefSeq lists its product as uncharacterized. Gene Ontology annotation, molecular function: zinc ion binding. Bases 255 to 2231 code for a protein of 658 amino acids. The transcript has a single exon. Lineage: Eukaryota; Metazoa; Arthropoda; Insecta; Lepidoptera; Nymphalidae. The record is from RefSeq and is a predicted model, not a curated record.
AUGGGGUUAAAUAUAAUGAUCACCAUAAAAUGCUUUGAUACCCUUAGUUCUUUUACCAAAAAUAUAUACUUAACACCAGAUAAAUAACGUCUAAAAUUACAAUAGUACUAGCUAUUUUAGUCACGACUGCACUUCAAAUUGUAUUCGAACACCAAAUGUAGUAAAUGAUCACCAAAUCUUAGCGAGCAAAUUAAUGCGCUAUUUCUGCCUAAAUAAACCACUAUGAUUGACAUAAAAUGUAGGCUUAUUACCAAAUGAAGCAUUAUGAUGCCAUAUUAAGUUAUGUCUGCGGCUUACGAUCCUCUCCCACCACACCGCAAGCGCCGCGCACGCCCGGACACGAUCGCCAAUUUAGUCGCGUGCGAGCACUUGCUUUUAUUGGGUGUGUUUUGAUAUCUAUCUUCUUUGCAAUGGCGAAUGAAAACUUAGCGGGACCGAGUUCGUGUGCUCCGCUGUUGAGUACUUCAUCGGAAUCAGAUGAAGACGAAUAUAAAAUCACAGAGCAUACGAAAAAACGUCGAAGGCAAAAUAAAGUUUGGGUUUUUGAAAGAAAAUUUAUAACUGUGCGGAGCGCUGAGGAAUUUAUCAAAAAUGAGAAGACCUGGUCAAUACAAAAAAUUCAUACGACUGAAGAAGGAGUAAAACGUUACUAUCGUUGUAACAAAGUGAAGCUUCGGGCUGAAAUUCAGUGUUCUGCCGCGAUUUAUCUUUUAUUUGACGCAUCGUGUGAUGAUAUAUUAUUAUUUCGUACUGAAACAUGUCACGACCAUGAAAAUUCUGACUGUCAGUCGACUAGGGGAAUAAAUGAGGCAACGAAAAAGGAAAUAGAAAAACUAUUCGAACUGCGUUUGAAACCUAAAUCUAUUAUGAAGAACUUAAGUAAAAUUAAUGGACUAGUUCUGCCGACUAAGUUACAGUUAAACAAUUAUCUUAAAAUCAUACGUAAGAAAAAAUACGGGCCAUCGGUAAUAAGCUUGGGACAGCUUGAAUUAUGGUUAAAAGAAAACUCUGAAAUACCUGAUGACGGUCACGAAGUUUUUGUUUUGGCGUAUGAAAUUUCUGAAGAUGAUUUAGAUCAGAACUUCCGGUUCAUGUUAACGACGAAAUAUUUAAUUGGUCUAUCACGCCAAUGUUCUGUUCUUCACGCGGAUGCCACAUAUAAGCUCAUUUGGCAAGGGUUUCCAGUACUUGUGAUUGGAACUACAGACAGAGAUAAACAUUUUCACCCAUUUGGAUUAGCUGUGACAACAGCUGAACGAACGGAAGACUUCAUAUUUUUAUUUUCCGCAUUAAAAAAAGCAGUUUUCUCAAUAUUUUCAUACACUUUAAGUUGUAAAGUUUUGGUCUGUGAUGCAGCGAAGGCUAUACAAACUGCCUUUGCGUGCACAUUUGGAACAGAUACAGUCAUAAGAAUGUGCUGGGCGCAUGCGAAAAAGAAGAUGCAAACAAGAGUAGAGCAAAGUGUGCAAAAGAAAUCCCAAAAAGAGAUCUUACAAGAUAUUGAUGCUUUACAGUGUGCCUCAACUCAGGAAAUAUUUGAUCGAGCCAGCGAAAAAUUUUUGGACAAGUGGAAAGCCGAAAAAGAUUUUGUUACAUACUUUGAAAAUGAAUGGCUAAUACUAAAUCGUUUCUGGUAUUUGGGCGCAUCUCUGGGGACUCCUGCUACAAACAAUGCUCUGGAAUCUUUCAAUAAAACAAUAAAAGAUGGUGGCACGCUUCGUGAGCGUCAUCCUUUGGCGCGGUUCUUAGUAAUUGCUUCUGAUAUAGUCAAGGACUGGUCUAAUGAAUACGUGAUUAAUAAUACUGAGAGACGGUUCGCUCAACUGCCGACAGUAUCUUUAAAGAUGUGGACAGAAAGUUACCAAUGGGCAAAACUGUCGAAGCAGGUGCCAUUAAAGAAUAGUACUGAGCUAGUUUGCUCAUACAGAAUUCCAGCUGGGUCGGAUUUAGAUUGCAAAAAUUAUGAAAAGCCAUGGGAGACCUUUGACGAAUACAAAGAGCAACAUUUUAGAGAGUGGGAAGUUAUAAUGCCCCGAGAAAAGGAAAAUUGGUUACACGGCACAUGCAAUUGCCCAAAGUUUCUCAAAGAUUACAUUUGCAAGCAUCUCGUUGGAUUGGCGAUUCGGCUUAAGCACGUCCAGCCACCUUCAGAGGCCAGAGCUAUUCCGAUUGGCAUGAAGCGCAAAAGAGGACGACCAGCCAAAGCUAAGAAAGCAUUAAUUGUGCAGUGAAUUAAUACAGAAGACUGAUUCUUCUUAAGAUUUUUUAAAUGCUUAUUAUUAGUUUAGUUUUAAGAUCUUUGAACUGUUUAUUAUUAGUUUUAAGAGGACUAUCUUUUUAAUGAUUGUUUCAAUAAUUAAAAAAGGGAUUAUUGAAAUUGUAAGAGUUUUAUUUUUUAUUUUAGGUAUAGCAUUUGGUUGUAAACGAAACGCUCAAGAUAAUUUUUUUUUGUAGUGGUUAAUCAAUUUGGAGACAAAAAGGUUAGGAGUAAAUUUACUUUACUGUGUUUGGCAAAAUAUUUUUUUUGCCGAGGGUAAUUUACUUUAAUCGGAUAACGAGAUUUUAUUUU